AUGCAAUUAAAGAGCUAUAUCUCCGUUGUCGGCUGCCAUGCAGAGGGCGAGGUCGGCGAUGUCAUUGUCGGCGGAGUUCUUGAUGCACCCAGGACCUGCAAGACGAUGUAUGAGAAACUCGUCUACUUUCAGACGCAACGCGAUGACAUUCGACAAUUGCUCCUUAACGAGCCGCGUGGACGUUCUUCUAUGAACGCCAAUCUGAUCCUGCCACCAUGCGACCCUCAAGCGGAAGCUGGUUUCCUCAUUAUGGAGAGCGAUGAAUACGCUCCCAUGUCUGGUUCGAACGCGAUCUGCACGGCUACGGUACUGCUCGAAACAGGCAUGAUCCCUAUGGUGGAACCAGUCACCACAUUCAAUUUGGACACAGCAGCAGGUCUUGUCGGCAUUACAGCAGCAUGCGAGAAUGGCAAGUGCAAGGCGGUUACCUUUGAUAAUGCGGCAUCUUUUGUGUUUGGUCUGGACAUACCUAUUGAGGUACCUGGGCUAGGCACCGUUCGUGUUGAUGUGGCAUGGGGUGGCAUGAUGUUUGCUCUGGUUGACGCCGCUUCGUGUGGUCUCAAAAUCGACAACAGCCAUGGCCCAAAGCUGGUGGAGGUAGGAGAACGAAUCAAGCGAGCCGUGCAAAGCCAAUAUGUCCCAAUACAUCCAGAGAAUCCGCUCAUCAAAGGUGUCACCAACUUCUGCUGGACACAGCCGUCUGAGCAAAUCCAAGAUAAGCUAGUGGCAGUGAACACUGUGGUCGUCUCCCCCGGACGAUUCGACAGAAGUCCUUGUGGAACAGGCACUUGUGCCCGGAUGGCUGUGAUGCAUGCUCGCGGGGAAUUGCAGGUGCAACAGCAGUUUGAGCACCGAAGUAUCAUAGGCACAAAGUUCGAUUGCCAGAUUCGGGCCACCACCAAGGUCGGCGAGCAUGAUGCGAUUCUGGCAAGAAUCACAGGAAGGGCGUGGAUCACCAGCUUCAAGCAGGUCGUUUUGGAUCCCACGGACCCUUUUCCCAGCGGCUUCAGAGUGCCGGAUCAAUGGCACGUGCCGUCUGAUAGCUCUUGA
This is a messenger RNA of Exophiala bonariae, 1050 nucleotides long. RefSeq lists its product as uncharacterized. The record is from RefSeq and is a predicted model, not a curated record. The coding region runs from base 1 to 1050 and encodes 349 amino acids. Lineage: Eukaryota; Fungi; Ascomycota; Eurotiomycetes; Chaetothyriales; Herpotrichiellaceae. Gene Ontology annotation, molecular function: 4-hydroxyproline epimerase activity. The transcript has a single exon.